Molecule: messenger RNA, 9069 nt
Organism: Pan troglodytes (chimpanzee)
Lineage: Eukaryota; Metazoa; Chordata; Mammalia; Primates; Hominidae
Gene: F8
Product: coagulation factor VIII
Exons: 26
Coding region: 205-7260 (2351 amino acids)
Cellular component (GO): plasma membrane
Molecular function (GO): oxidoreductase activity; copper ion binding; signaling receptor activity
Source: RefSeq, a predicted model, not a curated record
ACUGAUAAAAAGGAAGCAAUCCUAUCGGUUACUGCUUAGUGCUGAGCACAUCCAGUGGGUAAAGUUCCUUAAAAUGCUCUGCAAAGAAAUUGGGACUUUUCAUUAAAUCAGAAAUUUUACUUUUUUCCCCUCCUGGGAGCUAAAGAUAUUUUAGAGAAGAAUUAACCUUUUGCUUCUCCAGUUGAACAUUUGUAGCAAUAAGUCAUGCAAAUAGAGCUCUCCACCUGCUUCUUUCUGUGCCUUUUGCGAUUCUGCUUUAGUGCCACCAGAAGAUACUACCUGGGUGCAGUGGAACUGUCAUGGGACUAUAUGCAAAGUGAUCUCGGUGAGCUGCCUGUGGACGCAAGAUUUCCUCCUAGAGUGCCAAAAUCUUUUCCAUUCAACACCUCAGUCGUGUACAAAAAGACUGUGUUUGUAGAAUUCACGGAUCACCUUUUCAACAUCGCUAAGCCAAGGCCACCCUGGAUGGGUCUGCUAGGUCCUACCAUCCAGGCUGAGGUUUAUGAUACAGUGGUCAUUACACUUAAGAACAUGGCUUCCCAUCCUGUCAGUCUUCAUGCUGUUGGUGUAUCCUACUGGAAAGCUUCUGAGGGAGCUGAAUAUGAUGAUCAGACCAGUCAAAGGGAGAAAGAAGAUGAUAAAGUCUUUCCUGGUGGAAGCCAUACAUAUGUCUGGCAGGUCCUGAAAGAGAAUGGUCCAAUGGCCUCUGACCCACUGUGCCUUACCUACUCAUAUCUUUCUCAUGUGGACCUGGUCAAAGACUUGAAUUCAGGCCUCAUUGGAGCCCUACUAGUAUGUAGAGAAGGGAGUCUGGCCAAGGAAAAGACACAGACCUUGCACAAAUUUAUACUACUUUUUGCUGUAUUUGAUGAAGGGAAAAGUUGGCACUCAGAAACAAAGAACUCCUUGAUGCAGGAUAGGGAUGCUGCAUCUGCUCGGGCCUGGCCUAAAAUGCACACAGUCAAUGGUUAUGUAAACAGGUCUCUGCCAGGUCUGAUUGGAUGCCACAGGAAAUCAGUCUAUUGGCAUGUGAUUGGAAUGGGCACCACUCCUGAAGUGCACUCAAUAUUCCUCGAAGGUCACACAUUUCUUGUGAGGAACCAUCGCCAGGCGUCCUUGGAAAUCUCGCCAAUAACUUUCCUUACUGCUCAAACACUCUUGAUGGACCUUGGACAGUUUCUACUGUUUUGUCAUAUCUCUUCCCACCAACAUGAUGGCAUGGAAGCUUAUGUCAAAGUAGACAGCUGCCCAGAGGAACCCCAACUACGAAUGAAAAAUAAUGAAGAAGCGGAAGACUAUGAUGAUGAUCUUACUGAUUCUGAAAUGGAUGUGGUCAGGUUUGAUGAUGACAACUCUCCUUCCUUUAUCCAAAUUCGCUCAGUUGCCAAGAAGCAUCCUAAAACUUGGGUACAUUACAUUGCUGCUGAAGAGGAGGACUGGGACUAUGCUCCCUUAGUCCUCGCCCCCGAUGACAGAAGUUAUAAAAGUCAAUAUUUGAACAAUGGCCCUCAGCGGAUUGGUAGGAAGUACAAAAAAGUCCGAUUUAUGGCAUACACAGAUGAAACCUUUAAGACUCGUGAAGCUAUUCAGCAUGAAUCAGGAAUCUUGGGACCUUUACUUUAUGGGGAAGUUGGAGACACACUGUUGAUUAUAUUUAAGAAUCAAGCAAGCAGACCAUAUAACAUCUACCCUCACGGAAUCACUGAUGUCCGUCCUUUGUAUUCAAGGAGAUUACCAAAAGGUGUAAAACAUUUGAAGGAUUUUCCAAUUCUGCCAGGAGAAAUAUUCAAAUAUAAAUGGACAGUGACUGUAGAAGAUGGGCCAACUAAAUCAGAUCCUCGGUGCCUGACCCGCUAUUACUCUAGUUUCGUUAAUAUGGAGAGAGAUCUAGCUUCAGGACUCAUUGGCCCUCUCCUCAUCUGCUACAAAGAAUCUGUAGAUCAAAGAGGAAACCAGAUAAUGUCAGACAAGAGGAAUGUCAUCCUGUUUUCUGUAUUUGAUGAGAACCGAAGCUGGUACCUCACAGAGAAUAUACAACGCUUUCUCCCCAAUCCAGCUGGAGUGCAGCUUGAGGAUCCAGAGUUCCAAGCCUCCAACAUCAUGCACAGCAUCAAUGGCUAUGUUUUUGAUAGUUUGCAGUUGUCAGUUUGUUUGCAUGAGGUGGCAUACUGGUACAUUCUAAGCAUUGGAGCACAGACUGACUUCCUUUCUGUCUUCUUCUCUGGAUAUACCUUCAAACACAAAAUGGUCUAUGAAGAUACACUCACCCUAUUCCCAUUCUCAGGAGAAACUGUCUUCAUGUCGAUGGAAAACCCAGGCCUAUGGAUUCUGGGGUGCCACAACUCAGACUUUCGGAACAGAGGCAUGACCGCCUUACUGAAGGUUUCUAGUUGUGACAAGAACACUGGUGAUUAUUACGAGGACAGUUAUGAAGAUAUUUCAGCAUACUUGCUGAGUAAAAACAAUGCCAUUGAACCAAGAAGCUUCUCCCAGAAUUCAAGACACCCUAGCACUAGGCAAAAGCAAUUUAAUGCCACCACAAUUCCAGAAAAUGACAUAGAGAAGACUGACCCUUGGUUUGCACACAGAACACCUAUGCCUAAAGUACAAAAUGUCUCCUCUAGUGAUUUGUUGAUGCUCUUGCGACAGAGUCCUACUCCACAUGGGCUAUCCUUAUCUGAUCUCCAAGAAGCCAAAUAUGAGACUUUUUCUGAUGAUCCAUCACCUGGAGCAAUAGACAGUAAUAACAGCCUAUCUGAAAUGACACACUUCAGGCCACAGUUCCAUCACAGUGGGGACAUGGUAUUUACCCCUGAGUCAGGCCUCCAAUUGAGAUUAAAUGAGAAACUGGGGACAACUGCAGCAACAGAGUUGAAGAAACUUGAUUUCAAAGUUUCUAGUACAUCAAAUAAUCUGAUUUCAACAAUUCCAUCAGACAAUUUGGCAGCAGGUACUGAUAAUACAAGUUCCUUAGGACCCCCAAGUAUGCCAGUUCAUUAUGAUAGUCAAUUAGAUACCACUCUAUUUGGCAAAAAGUCAUCUCCCCUUACUGAGUCUGGUAGACCUCUGAGCUUGAGUGAAGAAAAUAAUGAUUCAAAGUUGUUAGAAUCAGGUUUAAUGAAUAGCCAAGAAAGUUCAUGGGGAAAAAAUGUAUCGUCAACAGAGAGUGGUAGGUUAUUUAAAGGGAAAAGAGCUCAUGGACCUGCUUUGUUGACUAAAGAUAAUGCCUUAUUCAAAGUUAGCAUCUCUUUGUUAAAGACAAACAAAACUUCCAAUAAUUCAGCAACUAAUAGAAAGACUCACAUUGAUGGCCCAUCAUUAUUAAUUCAGAGUAGUCCAUCAGUCUGGCAAAAUAUAUUAGAAAGUGACACUGAGUUUAAAAAAGUGACACCUUUGAUUCAUGACAGAAUGCUUAUGGACAAAAAUGCUACAGCUUUGAGGCUAAAUCAUAUGUCAAAUAAAACUACUUCAUCAAAAAACAUGGAAAUGGUCCGACAGAAAAAAGAGGGCCCCAUUCCACCAGAUGCAGAAAAUCCAGAUAUGUCAUUCUUUAAGAUGCUAUUCUUGCCAGAAUCAGCAAGUUGGAUACAAAGGACUCAUGGAAAGAACUCUCUGAACUCUGGGCAAGGCCCCAGUCCAAAGCAAUUAGUAUCCUUAGGACCAGAAAAAUCUGUGGAAGGUCAGAAUUUCUUGUCUGAGAAAAACAAAGUGGUAGUAGGAAAGGGUGAAUUUACAAAGGACGUAGGACUCAAAGAGAUGGUUUUUCCAAGCAGCAGAAACCUAUUUCUUACUAACUUGGAUAAUUUACAUGAAAAUAAUACACACAAUCAAGAAAAAAAAAUUCAGGAAGAAAUAGAAAGGAAGGAAACAUUAAUCCAAGAGAAUGUAGUUUUGCCUCAGAUACAUACAGUGACUGGCACUAAGAAUUUCAUGAAGAACCUUUUCUUACUGAGCACUAGGCAAAAUGUAGAAGGUUCAUAUGAGGGGGCAUAUGCUCCAGUACUUCAAGAUUUUAGGUCAUUAAAUGAUUCAACAAAUAGAACAAAGAAACACACGGCUCAUUUCUCAAAAAAAGGGGAAGAAGAAAACUUGGCAGGCUUGGGAAAUCAAACCAAGCAAAUUGUAGAGAAAUAUGCAUGCACCACAAGGAUAUCUCCUAAUACAAGCCAGCAGAAUUUUGUCACGCAACGUAGUAAGAGAGCUUUGAAACAAUUCAGACUCCCACUAGAAGAAACAGAACUUGAAAAAAGGAUAAUUGUGGAUGACACCUCAACCCAGUGGUCCAAAAACAUGAAACAUUUGACCCCGAGCACCCUCACACAGAUAGACUACAAUGAGAAGGAGAAAGGGGCCAUUACUCAGUCUCCCUUAUCAGAUUGCCUUACGAGGAGUCAUAGCAUCCCUCAAGCAAAUAGAUCUCCAUUACCCAUUGCAGAGGUAUCAUCAUUUCCAUCUAUUAGACCUAUAUAUCUGACCAGGGUCCUAUUCCAAGACAACUCUUCUCAUCUUCCAGCAGCAUCUUAUAGAAAGAAAGAUUCUGGGGUCCAAGAAAGCAGUCAUUUCUUACAAGGAGCCAAAAAAAAUAACCUUUCUUUAGCCAUUCUAACCUUGGAGAUGACUGGUGAUCAAAGAGAGGUUGGCUCCCUGGGGACAAGUGCCACAAAUUCAGUCACUUACAAGAAAGUUGAGAACACUGUUCUCCCGAAACCAGGCUUGCCCAAAACAUCUGGCAAAGUUGAAUUGCUUCCAAAAGUUCACAUUUAUCAGAAGGACCUAUUCCCUACGGAAACUAGCAAUGGGUCUCCUGGCCAUCUGGAUCUCGUGGAAGGGAGCCUUCUUCAGGAAACAGAGGGAGCGAUUAAGUGGAAUGAAGCAAACAGACCUGGAAAAAUUCCCUUUCUGAGAGUAGCAACAGAAAGCUCUGCAAAGACUCCCUCCAAGCUAUUGGAUCCUCUUGCUUGGGAUAACCACUAUGGUACUCAGAUACCAAAAGAAGAGUGGAAAUCCCAAGAGAAGUCACCAGAAAAAACAGCUUUUAAGAAAAAGGAUACCAUUUUGUCCCUGAACGCUUGUGAAAGCAAUCAUGCAAUAGCAGCAAUAAAUGAGGGACAAAAUAAGCCCGAAAUAGAAGUCACCUGGGCAAAGCAAGGUAGGACUGAAAGGCUGUGCUCUCAAAACCCACCAGGCUUGAAACGCCAUCAACGGGAAAUAACUCGUACUACUCUUCAGUCAGAUCAAGAGGAAAUUGACUAUGAUGAUACCAUCUCAGUUGAAAUGAAGAAGGAAGAUUUUGACAUUUAUGAUGAGGAUGAAAAUCAGAGCCCCCGCAGCUUUCAAAAGAAAACACGACACUAUUUUAUUGCUGCAGUGGAGAGGCUCUGGGAUUAUGGGAUGAGUAGCUCCCCACAUGUUCUAAGAAACAGGGCUCAGAGUGGCAGUGUCCCUCAGUUCAAGAAAGUUGUUUUCCAGGAAUUUACUGAUGGCUCCUUUACUCAGCCCUUAUACCGUGGAGAACUAAAUGAACAUUUGGGACUCCUGGGGCCAUAUAUAAGAGCAGAAGUUGAAGAUAAUAUCAUGGUAACUUUCAAAAAUCAGGCCUCUCGUCCCUAUUCCUUCUAUUCUAGCCUUAUUUCUUAUGAGGAAGAUCAGAGGCAAGGAGCAGAACCUAGGAAAAACUUUGUCAAGCCUAAUGAAACCAAAACUUACUUUUGGAAAGUGCAACAUCAUAUGGCGCCCACUAAAGAUGAGUUUGACUGCAAAGCCUGGGCUUAUUUCUCUGAUGUUGACCUGGAAAAAGAUGUGCACUCAGGCCUGAUUGGACCCCUUCUGGUCUGCCACACUAACACACUGAACCCUGCUCAUGGGAGACAAGUGACAGUACAGGAAUUUGCUCUGUUUUUCACCAUCUUUGAUGAGACCAAAAGCUGGUACUUCACUGAAAACAUGGAAAGAAACUGCAGGGCUCCCUGCAAUAUCCAGAUGGAAGAUCCCACUUUUAAAGAGAAUUAUCGCUUCCAUGCAAUCAAUGGCUACAUAAUGGAUACACUACCUGGCUUAGUAAUGGCUCAGGAUCAAAGGAUUCGAUGGUAUCUGCUCAGCAUGGGCAGCAAUGAAAACAUCCAUUCUAUUCAUUUCAGUGGACAUGUGUUCACUGUACGAAAAAAAGAGGAGUAUAAAAUGGCACUGUACAAUCUCUAUCCAGGUGUUUUUGAGACAGUGGAAAUGUUACCAUCCAAAGCUGGAAUUUGGCGGGUGGAAUGCCUUAUUGGCGAGCAUCUACAUGCUGGGAUGAGCACACUUUUUCUGGUGUACAGCAAUAAGUGUCAGACUCCCCUGGGAAUGGCUUCUGGACACAUUAGAGAUUUUCAGAUUACAGCUUCAGGACAAUAUGGACAGUGGGCCCCAAAGCUGGCCAGACUUCAUUAUUCCGGAUCAAUCAAUGCCUGGAGCACCAAGGAGCCCUUUUCUUGGAUCAAGGUGGAUCUGUUGGCACCAAUGAUUAUUCACGGCAUCAAGACCCAGGGUGCCCGUCAGAAGUUCUCCAGCCUCUACAUCUCUCAGUUUAUCAUCAUGUAUAGUCUUGAUGGGAAGAAGUGGCAGACUUAUCGAGGAAAUUCCACUGGAACCUUAAUGGUCUUCUUUGGCAAUGUGGAUUCAUCUGGGAUAAAACACAAUAUUUUUAACCCUCCAAUUAUUGCUCGAUACAUCCGUUUGCACCCAACUCAUUAUAGCAUUCGCAGCACUCUUCGCAUGGAGUUGAUGGGCUGUGAUUUAAAUAGUUGCAGCAUGCCAUUGGGAAUGGAGAGUAAAGCAAUAUCAGAUGCACAGAUUACUGCUUCAUCCUACUUUACCAAUAUGUUUGCCACCUGGUCUCCUUCAAAAGCUCGACUUCACCUCCAAGGGAGGAGUAAUGCCUGGAGACCUCAGGUGAAUAAUCCAAAAGAGUGGCUGCAAGUGGACUUCCAGAAGACAAUGAAAGUCACAGGAAUAACUACUCAGGGAGUAAAAUCUCUGCUUACCAGCAUGUAUGUGAAGGAGUUCCUCAUCUCCAGCAGUCAAGAUGGCCAUCACUGGACUCUCUUUUUUCAGAAUGGCAAAGUAAAGGUUUUUCAGGGAAAUCAAGACUCCUUCACACCUGUGGUGAACUCUCUAGACCCACCGUUACUGACUCGCUACCUUCGAAUUCACCCCCAGAGUUGGGUGCACCAGAUUGCCCUGAGGAUGGAGGUUCUGGGCUGCGAGGCACAGGACCUCUACUGAGGGUGGCCACUGCAGCACCUGCCACUGCCGUCACCCCUCCCUCCUCAGCUCCAGGGCAGUGUCCCUCCCUGGGUUGCCUUCUACCUUUGUGCUAAAUCCUAGCAGACACUGCCUUGAAGCCUCCUGAAUUAACUAUCAUCAGUCCUGCAUUUCUUUGGUGGGGGGCCAGGAGGGUGCAUCCAAUUUAACUUAACUCUUACCUAUUUUCUGCAGCUGCUCCCAGAUUACUCCUUCCUUCCAAUAUAACUAGGCAAAAAGAAGUGAGGAGAAACCUGCAUGAAAGCAUUCUUCCCUGAAAAGUUAGGCCUCUCAGAGUCACCACUUCCUCUGUUGUAGAAAAACUAUGUGAUGAAAGUUUGAAAAAGAUAUUUAUGAUGUUAACAUUUCAGGUUAAGCCUCAUACAUUUAAAAUAAAACUCUCAGUUGUUUAUUAUCCUGGUCAAGCAUGGAACAAAACAUGUUUCAGGAUCAGAUCAAUACAAUCUUGGAGUCAAAAGGCAAAUCAUUUGGACAAUCUGCAAAAUGGAGAGAAUACAAUAACUACUACAGCAAAGUCUGUUUCUGCUUCCUUACACAUAGAUAUAAUUAUGUUAUUUAGUCAUUAUGAGGGGCACAUUCUUAUCUUCAAAACUAGCAUUCUUAAACUGAGAAUUAUAGAUGGGGUUCAAGAAUCCCUAAGUCCCCCGAAAUUAUAUAAGGCAUUCUGUAUAAAUGCAAAUGUGCAUUUUUCUGACGAGUGUCCAUAGAUAUAAAGCCAUUUGGUCUUAAUUCUGACCAAUAAAAAAAUAAGUCAGGAGGAUGCAAUUGUUGAAAGCUUUGAAAUAAAAUAACAAUGUCUUCUUGAAAUUUGUGAUGGCCAAGAAAGAAAAUGAUGAUGACAUUAGGCUUCUAAAGGACAUACAUUUAAUAUUUCUGUGGAAAUAUGAGGAAAAUCCAUGGUUAUCUGAGAUAGGAGAUACAAACUUUGUAAUUCUAUUAAUGCACUCAGUUUACUCUCUCCCUCUACUAAUUUCCUGCUGAAAAUAACACAACAAAAAUGUAACAGGGGAAAUUAUAUACCGUGACUGAAAACUAGAGUCCUACUUACAUAGUUGAAAUAUCAAGGAGGUCAGAAGAAAAUUGGACUGGUGAAAACAGAAAAAACACUCCAGUCUGCCAUAUCACCACACAAUAGGAUCCCCCAUCUUGCCCUCCACCCCCAUAAGAUUGUGAAGGGUUUACUGCUCCUUCCAUCUGCCUGACCCCUUCACUAUGACUACACAGAAUCUCCUGAUAGUAAAGGGGGCUGGAGGCAAGGAUAAGUUAUAGAGCAGUUGGAGGAAGCAUCCAAAGAUUGCAACCCAGGGCAAUUUGAAAACAGGAGAUCCUAAUAUGAAAGAAAAAUGGAUCCCAAUCUGAGAAAAGGCAAAAGAAUGGCUACUUUUUUCUAUGCUGGAGUAUUUUCUAAUAAUCCUGCUUGCCCCUUAUCUGACCUCUUUGGAAACUAUAACAUAGCUGUCACAGUAUAGUCACAAUCCACAAAUGAUGCAGGUGCAAAUGGUUUAUAGCCCUGUGAAGUUCUUAAAGUUUAGAGGCUAACUUACAGAAAUGAAUAAGUUGUUUUGUUUUAUAGCCCGGUAGAGGAGUUAACCCCAAAGGUGAUAUGGUUUUAUUUCCUGUUAUGUUUAACUUGAUAAUCUUAUUUUGGCAUUCUUUUCCCAUUGACUAUAUACAUCUCUAUUUCUCAAAUGUUCAUGGAACUAGCUCUUUUAUUUUCCUGCUGGUUUCUUCAGUAAUGAGUUAAAUAAAACAUUGACACAUACAAACAAA